Molecule: messenger RNA, 3908 nt
Organism: Brassica rapa (field mustard)
Lineage: Eukaryota; Viridiplantae; Streptophyta; Magnoliopsida; Brassicales; Brassicaceae
Product: ABC transporter A family member 7
Biological process (GO): transmembrane transport; lipid transport
Cellular component (GO): membrane; intracellular membrane-bounded organelle
Molecular function (GO): ABC-type transporter activity; ATP hydrolysis activity; lipid carrier activity
Source: RefSeq, a predicted model, not a curated record
GACCUAUCGGGAAGUGAUUCGCGAUAGCGUGUGAGUGAGGCCAAAGCACAGGAAAAUGUCGGGUGGUGAUUGCAGGGUCAGUAAACAAUGAUUUCGAACCUUUGAAAAAUUAACGGACCGACCGUCAGACGGGAUGGGGUCCACGGACCGACAGAACGGGCGUGGGUGGCCCAUUAGCCGUGGGCGGGUCGGGGCGUUAUAAUACUAGACUUUCAAAAUUUUAAGAUCCUUAAAAUUGUAUAUUAUUUGGGGCCUAAGGCAAAUGCUUUUUUAAAUAUACAUCAAACACGCCUCUGUGGUCAUGACAUGUAGAGAGGUUUGGAAAUAUUCAUGUAUACUACUGGAAAUUUGGCUGCAUGUUUGUGAAAGAAUAACUGGCAACUAAUUAGCUAAAUAUCGAGAAAAUGUCAAAAUGAUAUUGAAUAAUGAAGACUGUUUCGUAACAGAGACUUUCAUUUUCUACUCUUUUUUAAUCCAGAUCGUGCAUUGCUUCUUGUCCAAGUAGAGCUUCCACACACGAAAAUUGGUUUGAAUUUGAUCAAAGAUAUAUAUACUUCUUAAACGGUGGUAAUAGCACAGUCAACCAAAUAACCCCGACAUUUACGUGAGACGUUAAAAAUCCACUACUUGCACGUCAUUACGUCUGAGGUGAAGUCAUUAACAAUAUUAUAUUCCUUUAUUCAGUAAUAAAAUAAAAAUAAUAAUUAAAACCCUUCCUCUUGCACUAGUUAUGGGAUCAUUAGCAGCUUCCUACUUGAAAUUUUCACAUGGUCGCUUUCUUGAUUUCGUUGACCAAAAGAAAAAGAAUUAACAAAAAUAAUCAGAAUCCUAUUUUAUUGAAUGAGGAAGAAGAGUAAGAUAUAAGAAAGAGACAAGGAGACGAAGAUUCGGUAAGUCUUCUUUCUUCAUCAAUGGCGGAUCCUGGUACUGCCAGUUUCUUGACGAGAGCCAAUGCCUUGCUUAGGAAAAACUUAACCUAUCAGAAACGGAACAUAUGGAGCAACGUUCGGCUCAUCAUGAUCCCUUUCCUCCUCUGCCUAAUGCUAGUGGCUUUACAAAUCGUUUUCGAUACAGUGGUUAAUAACGCGGACAAUAAUCGUUGUGGUUGUCAAUGUAUUGUCACCAAUCAAAAUGGUAACUGCUUAAACGAGACUUGCGGUAUAGAAUUUUCGAGUUCAGAUCAAGCAUUCUUUUGUCCCAUAUCUAGUCCUCCGAGAUGGCCUCCAUUGUUACAAGUCCCGCGUCCUGAAAGCCGUGCUGUUAAUACUACUUUCCUUCCGUACAUGGGCCUACCUGAUGAAACUUGCAGAAGAACAAGAACUUGUCCUGUUACCAUACUUUUUACUGGGAAUAACCGUUCCCUUGGAACAAGUUUAUUUGGGAAUCUGCUACCUAGUUCUGUAACAGUGAACAUCUCUGAUCCUUUGCAGGGUUUAGCCUAUAAUGUUUUGGGUACUGAGGCAGAGUCAGAACUCACCAAUUAUCUUGAUCCAGGGAUUGCGUCAAAUCUUUCAAUCUACAAUAUCCAAUCUGGGUGCAUUUCAAACGCUGCGUUUCCGUUCUCAUUCGAAGAAGAAACUCUCAAGUUUAAGAAAGAGCUGAGAUGUGCUCAAGGAUUGAAUCUCUGGCGAAAUAACUCCAGACAGGUCAAUGAUGUGAUAUUCAAAGGUUAUCGGAAAGGAAAUCCCGAGGGGAAGAUAAAUGAGAUUGCUGCAGCGUACGACCUUUUGAACACGGAUAGGAACAACUUCAAUGUGCACAUCUGGUACAACUCAACAUACAGAAACGGCACAAAUGAUAGGCCUUCAACGUUGCUUCGAGUUCCUGGCUUAGUCAAUUUGGUGUCAAAUGCUUACCUUCACUUUCUGCAAGGCCCUGGAACAAAAAUGUUGUUCGAAUAUGUCAAAGAAGUGCCUAAACUAGAAAGAAAACUUCGUCUAGACAUCGCAUCUCUAAUUGGCCCUCUUUUCUUCACAUGGGUUAUUCUUCUUCUGUUCCCGGUGAUCUUGUCGUCAUUGGUGUAUGAGAAACAGGAGCGUCUAAGAAUCAUAAUGAAAAUGCAUGGGCUAGGAGAUGGUCCUUAUUGGAUGAUUUCCUACGCUUAUUUUCUUUCCAUAUCCAUGCUCUACUUUAUAGCCCUGAUGAUAUUUGGGUCAGCAAUAGGACUCAAGUUCUUUCGGAUUAAUGAUUACAGUAUCCAGUUCACGUUCUAUUUUCUCUAUGUAAAUCUGCAAAUUGCUCUUUGCUUUCUAGUUUCUUCAAUAUUUUCAAAGGUCAAGACAUCAACAGUUUCUUCUUACAUAUACGUGUUCUUAUCUGGACUUGUGGGCUCGUUUUUACUCCAGUUUCUGAUUGAAGACUCAUCAUUUCCUAGAGGCUGGAUCAUUGUCCUCGAGUUGUAUCCUGCCUUCUCCUUAUUCCGUGGACUCUAUGAAUUCUCACAAUUUUCUUUCCGCGGAAACUUGAGAGGGGCAGAUGGGAUGAAAUGGAAAGAUUUUGGUGAUAGUGCAAUGGAUGAAGUGUUCAUCAUCAUUAUCGUUGAGUGGUUUCUAGCACUCAUUGCAGCAUACUAUAUUGACAAGAUUGUUUCAUCUGGAAAAGACCCGUUGUUCUUCUUGACCAACCCUUUCCAGAAAUCCCCUUCUAUGAGAAGGCCUAGUUUGCAGAGGCAAGGCUCCAAAGUCGUAGUUGAAAUGGAAAAACCAGAUGUCACUCAGGAGAUAGAAAAAGUUGAGAAGUUGAUGCUUGAGCCGAGCACAAGCCAUGCGAUUGUUUGUGAGAACCUGAAGAAGGUGUAUCCAGGUAGGGAUGGGAACCCGCCGAAGUUGGCAGUGCGUGGGUUAUCCCUCGCUGUGCCUUCAGGAGAAUGCUUUGGCAUGUUGGGACCUAAUGGUGCUGGCAAAACAUCUUUCAUCAAUAUGAUGACUGGGCUCCUGAAACCAACAUCCGGAACAGGGCUUGUUCGAGGUUUGGAUAUAUGCAAUGAUAUGGACAGAGUAUACACCAGCAUGGGCGUCUGCCCGCAGCACGAUUUACUCUGGGAAACGCUGACAGGAAGAGAACAUCUGCUGUUUUAUGGGAGACUUAAGAAUCUCAAAGGCUCUGAGCUCAUCCAAGCCGUGGAAGAGUCUCUUAAGAGUGUCAACCUUUUCCACGGAGGAGUUGCUGAUAAACCUGCUGGGAAAUACAGCGGAGGUAUGAAAAGGCGGCUGAGUGUUGCCAUUUCACUUAUCGGAAACCCUAAGGUUGUUUACAUGGAUGAGCCAAGCACAGGACUUGAUCCAGCCUCAAGAAAGAAUCUAUGGACAGUCAUCAAGCGUGCAAAGCAAAACACUGCCAUCAUCCUUACAACUCACUCAAUGGAAGAAGCAGAAUUUCUUUGUGACCGUCUAGGGAUAUUCGUAGACGGAAGCUUGCAAUGCAUAGGCAACCCAAAAGAGCUGAAAGGAAGGUAUGGUGGAUCUUAUGUGUUUACAAUGACAACCUCUUCAGAACACGAGGGAAACGUGGAAAGGCUGAUUCAAGAUGUCUCCCCAAACGCCAAGAAGAUAUAUCACAUCGCAGGGACCCAGAAGUUUGAGCUCCCAAAGGAAGAGGUUCGGAUCUCAGAGGUGUUUCAGGCGGUUGAGAAGGCUAAGAGCAAUUUUACCGUCUUUGCUUGGGGACUCGCAGACACAACUCUUGAAGAUGUCUUCAUUAAGGUUGCUAGAACGGGUCAAGCUUUUAAUGUCUUCUCUUGAUGAGAUUCAUAAGACGUCAAUAUUUGUUUGUGCAUUUAAAACUGCUACUAUAUGAUACAAAGUUAGCGAUUGUAAGAUUUUAUAUAUAUAUGUAUAUUAUUACUGGAAAUAUAUGUCACAUUUUUGUGGAUUACACUGAGAUUUCAAAACAAUUGGUUUUAAUCUGUU